Messenger RNA from Necator americanus (New World hookworm), 216 nucleotides. RefSeq lists its product as uncharacterized. The transcript has 4 exons. Lineage: Eukaryota; Metazoa; Nematoda; Chromadorea; Rhabditida; Ancylostomatidae. The record is from RefSeq and is a predicted model, not a curated record. Bases 1 to 216 code for a protein of 71 amino acids.
AUGUAUGCAAUAUGGACACCACUGCUAAUUAUUUGCCUAUCAUGGACAUGCUCUUCGAGUCCCACUUCACAACUGCUGAAACCUAACCCCACCAUCAAACGACUAUCGCUCGCCUCUCAAAUUUCGGGGAAACAUCCUGGGUAUCUUGGAGCAUCUGAUGAUGAGCUAUGGGCCAUCUGGAAGAAAGCCGUUCAGGGCGCUCGAGCAGACUUCUAG